This is a messenger RNA of Saccostrea cuccullata (small rock oyster), 1347 nucleotides long. RefSeq names its product short-chain dehydrogenase/reductase 3-like. Gene Ontology annotation, molecular function: oxidoreductase activity, acting on the CH-OH group of donors, NAD or NADP as acceptor. The transcript has 6 exons. The coding region runs from base 38 to 988 and encodes 316 amino acids. NCBI's taxonomy places the organism in Eukaryota, Metazoa, Mollusca, Bivalvia, Ostreida, Ostreidae. The record is from RefSeq and is a predicted model, not a curated record. Gene Ontology annotation, cellular component: lipid droplet.
CUUCACAAAGUGAAAGUAGAAAGUUCAGAAUGGUAGAAUGGAAAGUUUUUUCGCUUUCGUAGAAUUCGUUAAACUUAUCAUCAGGGUAAUAUUUUUGACUAUCAGAUCGUGUUUUAUUGGGUUGUUCUCCACUAGGAAAAAAGACAUUAGUGAUGACAUCGUGUUAAUCACAGGGGGCGGGCGAGGGAUAGGGAGGGCCCUCGCUCUGGAGUUUGCCAAAUAUACACCAAAGCAUAUUAUAUUAUGGGGGAGAACAGAGGAGACCCUGAAGAAUACAGCUCUGGUAGUGAGAAACAUGGGUGUGAAGUGUUUCUACAUGGUGUGUGAUGUCAGCCAGUCACAGGACAUUUAUAAAAAUUAUGCUGACAUAAAGAAAAUGAUCGGACCGGUAACAAUUCUAGUGAACAAUGCUGGUAUAGUGCAUGCCAAGCAGAUCAUAGACAACUCAGAUGAGGAUGUAAAGGAAACAUUUGGUGUCAAUACGCUGGCUCACUUUUGGACAAUAAAAGCAGUGCUUCCAGAUAUGAUAGAAUCCAAUCGAGGGCACCUGGUCAGUAUUAGUUCAGUUCUAGGCCUGCUGGGGAUGAGGGGUGUGGGCGAUUACUGUAGUUCAAAGUUCGCCAACACCGGGUUCAUGGAGGCCUUGCAGUGGGAGAUACAGGAGUAUGACAAUAUCUACAUUACCUCGGUGCAUCCGUACCUUGUGGAUAACCAAAUGUUUGCUGGAUUGAAACUAAGAUUUCCCUGGCUUGUUCCUCCUCUGAAUGAGAGUUAUGUAGCUAGUCAAACCGUCUCUGCUGUCUUAUACAACCAAAAAUGUGUGGUUAUGCCAAGAAUUAUGCUUAUUGUUCUUUGGACAAAGAGUCUCCUACCUAUUGAUGCCAUGUUGCCAAUUUUAAAGUUUACUGGAGUUGAUAAAGCAAUGAUUGAUUCUCCUACAGCACCAAAGAAUGUGGAAUUCAUGAGAAAGACUGUCUCCAAUCAGUAGAGAUGGGGGGAGGCAUCUUCCUGAGUUAAAUGUCUCUUGUCCUUAUGUAUUGUAUGUUAAAGGUAUCUUUUGGGUGUUAUUGAUAUCUCCUUCCACUAAAAAGUGUGUUCAUGUAUAGACACUAUGUUCUAUGAACUUUUUAAACCUAGAUAUGGAAUGAUUUAGACAAAGCAGCUUUAACAAGAAAUGUCUGAAAUUACAAAAUGUAGCAAUAUUACCCCCUCUUUUACCUCCUUUUCUACUGGAGUUCCCCUUCAAAUUAUACCUUAUUUGCACAUGUGAUCAACUGCUUCCAGAUACAGUACUUAUAAUAUGUUAUACAUGUAUUUGUGUAUUUUUUUUCAAUAAAAAUGGAACUU